AUGGAGGCUCGCACCUUCCGAUACCAAGAAGUCGGUCGGACGAUCUUACUCCCCCCCACUGGGUCGACCCUGAGCCCCGCUGUGGCCCGCAGGUCGAGCCUAAUUCGAGUUGAUGGAAGUAAAGGCAGAGUCGAGUUCCUCCUGCCUUCCACAAACAGUCACAAGUCGGUCAAUGUGGUGCGUGCUCGGAUCAGAUAUGGUCCUUCGCCGACUUGA
This is a messenger RNA of Fusarium poae, 216 nucleotides long. RefSeq lists its product as uncharacterized. NCBI's taxonomy places the organism in Eukaryota, Fungi, Ascomycota, Sordariomycetes, Hypocreales, Nectriaceae. The record is from RefSeq and is a predicted model, not a curated record. The transcript is spliced from 3 exons. The coding region runs from base 1 to 216 and encodes 71 amino acids.